AUGCAGAGGAAUGUAGCAGCAUCAACUAGUGAUGAAGCUUUAAGUUCUCUCAGAAUUCAUACUCAACUACUGCUGAUAACACUGUUUAAAGUUUCACCCAUCAAUAAGAACAAUCGAAAGCUUAGAAAUGCGAAACAAGUUUUAAAGCUACGUCAACACAAUCAGCACAGACGAAUAAAAGAAAAUCUUUCUUUCAAAAGCUCAACCUUGAGAUUUACAAUGAAAAGAGUGUCAAAAAUGGAAAUUAAGUUCCCAUUUGACUCGACUUUGAAGUCAAUGGAAGAAGUUAUCAAAGAGAUUUGA
This is a messenger RNA of Clunio marinus, 303 nucleotides long. Lineage: Eukaryota; Metazoa; Arthropoda; Insecta; Diptera; Chironomidae. The record is from the annotation of a GenBank genome assembly.